Molecule: messenger RNA, 911 nt
Organism: Cololabis saira (Pacific saury)
Lineage: Eukaryota; Metazoa; Chordata; Actinopteri; Beloniformes; Belonidae
Product: high choriolytic enzyme 1-like
Exons: 8
Coding region: 19-789 (256 amino acids)
Biological process (GO): proteolysis
Molecular function (GO): metalloendopeptidase activity; zinc ion binding
Source: RefSeq, a predicted model, not a curated record
CCCACUACAGCAGGUAACAUGGUGUCCUUGAAGCUCGGAGUGCUGGUCCUCCUGGUGGCCGCCUGCGGCUGCUGGGCCGAGGACGAGGAACCGUCGGUGUCCGAGCUCCUGUGGAAGGCCAACAAGGACGUCGUUCACACGGCGGACGAGCCCUUUGUGGUGGACGACAUCGCCUACGCCGACGAGUCUCGGAGGAACGCUGACCAGUGCACGUCCCGCGGCUGCAUGUGGCCCAAGUCAGCCGAUGGGAAGGUCUAUGUCCCCUACACCAUCGCCAAUCACUACACGUCUCGUGAGCUGUCCAUCAUCAACCGAGGCCUGGAGUCGUUCUCCGAGUUCUCCUGCAUCCGCUUUGUCAGAUACAGCGGCCAGAGAGACUUCCUGAGCAUCCAGUCUCACAACGGCUGCUACUCCUACCUUGGUCGCCUUGGUAACGGCCAGACGCUGUCGCUGGACCGCCAGGGCUGCAUCUACCACAACACCGUCCAGCACGAGCUGCUCCACGCCCUGGGCUUCAACCACGAGCAGUGCCGCUCCGACCGGGACCAGCACAUCCGGGUCCUGUGGGGGAACAUCCAGGACGGUUUGGCGUACGCCUUUGAUAAGCUGGACACCCUGAACAUGAACACCCCCUACGACUACAACUCCGUCAUGCAGUACCACAAGUACGCUUUCUCUGCCAACGGCAGCCCCACCAUGGAGCCCAUCCCCGACGCCAACGUCGCCUUCGGCAGGGCCACCAAGAUGAGCCAGAACGACAUCGACAGACUCAACAGACUCUACUGUUAAACGGAGACAACAGUCCUGACGAAUUUCUCCCCAUUUGGACACCAAACAUGUUAUUUCUGAGUCUUUUAUCAUUUAAGACUAUUUGGCAAAUUGCAUUGACAAUAAACUUAUAAUAUACUUCA